CGUGGGAAUCUUGUCUUCAUCCUCUACAGUCAUGAACGUCGUUCGGGAAAUAAAUAAGAUUAAUGAGCGUGAACUUGAACUCGGGAUUUCAGGUUCAUGGCAUGAUGAAUACAAGGAUUCUGCGUAUGUUUUCAUUGGCGGUCUGCACUUUGACUUGACUGAAGGUGACGUGAUCACCAUAUUUUCCCAGUGCGUCAAUUACUCUAGCUAUUUGAAUAUCGUUGAACCACUUGGAAAGGUAUGGGGAAGUUAUGGAUGUUAAUCUCCCUCGGGACAAAACGACUGGAAACCCGAGGGGAUUUGCCUUCCUUAUGUAUGAAGAUCAAAGGUCCACUGUAUUGGCUGUCGAUAACCUCAACGGUGCCAAUGUCCUGGGCAAGACGCUGCGUGUAGACCACGUAAAGAACUAUAAACAGCCAAAGGUGAAAGGCGGUGAUGGAGAAUGGGAGGAACCUGAGGAACAGAGUUUGAAUGCCAGGCCAGAGAUGAUCAUUGAUGGAGGUCAUGCAUCGGAUUCAGAUGCAUCUUCGGUUAUUUCCAUCGAUCCUGAAGAUCCUAUGCGGGACUACAUUUUGGCACAGAGGAAAGAAGAAAAAGCCCUAAAGAAAUCCAAAAAAUCCAAAAAAUCGAAGAAAUCUAAAACAUCCAAGAAGCGACGCGGUGAUGAUGACAAGAGAUGACAGGAAUGAGUAAUAAGAAGUAUGUUUUUUUUUGUUAUGACUGUGUC
Molecule: messenger RNA, 727 nt
Organism: Suillus plorans
Lineage: Eukaryota; Fungi; Basidiomycota; Agaricomycetes; Boletales; Suillaceae
Exons: 4
Coding region: 252-680 (142 amino acids)
Biological process (GO): mRNA splicing, via spliceosome
Cellular component (GO): catalytic step 2 spliceosome; U2 snRNP; precatalytic spliceosome
Molecular function (GO): RNA binding
Source: RefSeq, a predicted model, not a curated record